GUCUUCUGAAUGUGAUACCACCACUUCCACAUAUGCCUGCUCUGUUCUAAUUACCUAGUCUGUCUUAGUUAUCUCAGUCUCCAAUUGCCUAUAAAUUGCAACCUUUGCAAUCCCUUCUGUCAUAUAGUUGUUUCUUCAGACACUGGAUAUUUCUCCAAUCCUGCAGGUUUGUGCAGAAUCAUUUACGUACCAUCAUGAGGACCAUACUUGUCAUAAGCGUUAUCGGCUUUGUGUUGAUGGUGGCAUCUCUGCAAGCUGCUGCUAAUCGGUUUGUUCUGAACGAGCGUCACUUGGCUCAGGUCAAGACCGACCCAAAUCAGGGUCGAAGCGCUGAGGUUCUUAGUGGCGGUGCAAAAGACCAGUCCCAGUCUCAGCCCCGGACCACAAACAAGGGUAGCAGCAACAGCGAUGCUAAGCAUGAUGUUCAAGCCGACGACAAUGCAAAUGAGAGUUAUGGUAAUAAACCGGAACAGGAACUCAAUAGCAUGGGCCAAAUAUCCAAAUUACAGAUAUUGGAAUGGCGCGUGUUUGAUUUCAUCAGAAUUUUAGACGGUAAUCAGCUUUUACUAUGUAUGUGUGUUUGUAUUGAACCGUUUAUGCUAUUCUGUUAA
Messenger RNA from Fragaria vesca subsp. vesca, 611 nucleotides. RefSeq lists its product as uncharacterized. Bases 195 to 611 code for a protein of 138 amino acids. The transcript has 3 exons. NCBI's taxonomy places the organism in Eukaryota, Viridiplantae, Streptophyta, Magnoliopsida, Rosales, Rosaceae. The record is from RefSeq and is a predicted model, not a curated record.